Etheostoma spectabile (orangethroat darter) is the source of this 891-nucleotide messenger RNA. RefSeq names its product carboxypeptidase A1. Gene Ontology annotation, molecular function: metallocarboxypeptidase activity; zinc ion binding. The record is from RefSeq and is a predicted model, not a curated record. Lineage: Eukaryota; Metazoa; Chordata; Actinopteri; Perciformes; Percidae. Gene Ontology annotation, biological process: proteolysis.
UUCAGCACCGGUGGAACCAACCGUCCCGCCAUCUGGAUCGACACUGGAAUCCAUUCCAGAGAGUGGGUCAACAACCCCUGCUCAGAGACCUACCAUGGACCCAGCGCCCACUCUGAGUCUGAGGUCAAGUCCAUUGUGGACUUUGUGAAGUCCCACGGUAACUUGAAGGCCUUUGUCUCCAUCCAUUCCUACUCCCAGAUGCUCUUGUACCCCUACGGCUACACCGAGACUCCAUGCAAGGACCAGGCCGAGCUGCACAGUCUGGCUAAGAAGGCCAUCACUGACCUGGCCUCCCUGUACGGUACUAGCUACAGAUACGGCAGCAUCAUCAACACCAUCUACCAAGCUAGUGGUAACACCAUUGACUGGACCUACGACAAGGGCAUCAAGUACUCCUACACCUUUGAGCUGAGGGACACCGGUCGUUACGGCUUCAUCCUGCCAGCCAAUCAGAUCAUCCCCACCGCCACGGAGACUUGGCUGGCUCUGAUGGCGAUCAUGGAUCACACCUCCAAGAAUCCCUACUAAUGUGUCUGUGUGUGUGUGUACAAGUGGAGGUCCCUGUGGAGAGGAUAUUGUCGGCAGCUGUCACCGUUAAAAUGUCAUCUUUAAGACUAAUAUUAGAUCAUCAUCAUAUGUCAUUUAGACAAAGUGAAAAAAAAUAAACGUGUACACUGGAAAUAUGCAGUUUCUAUUUCUUUAUGGUUUUAAAGCUUUAUAAUUGGGUUCAUGUUGGGCAUGUCGAACAUUUAUUAUGCACAUUAUUAACAUGUUCAUGUACAUCUGCAUUUCACACCUCUGUAUGCAUUAUUUCCACAUGCUUUAAACCUCUUAUUACAAAGAUUCUCAUCAAUCUUUAUCUGCUUUUAGAAUUAGAAUUCAACUUUAUUG